AUGAGUAAAGUAUCUGAUAAUAUAAAAAAUGUGGAUGAUCAAAGAAAACAUUUUGAUGAAAAGGAAAAAAAAAAAUUAUUUCUUUAUGGAUACGAGCAGCAGUUGUUAUAUGGCAGGAUUAACUGGAAAUUGGCUGAGAAAAAAAAAAUAACCAAACAUUCCAUAACAACUAUGAAAAAUUAUUGGAAUAAUAGUAUAGCUAAUUGCCUACCGCAGUUUAUUGAAAACUAUUCAAGAGAUGUAGAAAGAUUGAACGAGAUGAAGAAACAGAAUAAAAUGAAAAAUAUGUCAAAAGGAAAAAUAAAAAAGAAUGACAAUAAAAAGAAACCUGUUACACCCAAGGUUCAAUUUACAAAGCAAAGAUCUAACAUAUCUAUGAAUCGAGUUAUUAAAGGAGCUAGUCUUGAUUAUAAAAAAUUGAAUACAAAUACAUUUAGAAACAAACAAGUUGUUGUUAAUUCAAUAUUAAAGAAAAAAAAAACGAUGAAUAAAAUUAUCGACAAAAAAAAUAAAUUAGUAUCCUUAAAAACCAAAAAUGCACAUCUGAAAAAGGAUAUAAAUAAACAGACGAAAACAAAAAUCAUACAAGGAAUAUCUAAAAAAGAUAAAAAAAAAGAAAAUACAAAUACAACUAAGGUGUUGUUUAAAGAUGACAAGAAGACAGGGAGUAAAACCAAAAAAGAUGAGAAAGGAAAGAAAGAUGAGAAAAAAGAUGAGAAACUAAAAAAUAAAAUUAACAAAAAAGAUCUUAAAUAUGAUAAUAAAUCACAAAAAUUAGAGAAACAAAAAAAAGAGGAAAAAUAUGAUAAACAAAAAACUGAAAAGUUCAAAAGUGAUAAAGGAAAAAAUGACAACAAAGCGGAAGAAAAAAAUAUAGACAAAACAAAAAAAGAAGCAGAUAAAAAAAAAGAAAAAAAUGAAGACAAAGUUAAAUUAGAUGACAAAAGUAAAAAGGAUAAAAUUAAAAAGGACAAAAAAGACGAUAAAAAGGAAGAAAAAAAGGAUGAAAAGAAGGAUAAAAUAAAAAAAGACAAAAAGGAAGAUAAAAAGGAUAAAAAAAUUGAAAAAAAAGAAGAUAAAAAAACAAAAAAAAAUAUUAUAAAAAAUAAUAAAGGGAAAAAAUAA
Messenger RNA from Plasmodium gaboni, 1125 nucleotides. RefSeq lists its product as hypothetical. The transcript has 4 exons. The record is from RefSeq and is a predicted model, not a curated record. Lineage: Eukaryota; Apicomplexa; Aconoidasida; Haemosporida; Plasmodiidae. The coding region runs from base 1 to 1125 and encodes 374 amino acids.